This is a messenger RNA of Brassica rapa (field mustard), 1608 nucleotides long. RefSeq lists its product as uncharacterized. The record is from RefSeq and is a predicted model, not a curated record. Lineage: Eukaryota; Viridiplantae; Streptophyta; Magnoliopsida; Brassicales; Brassicaceae.
AAGAAAGGAGGGGUCUUUUGAGUUGAUGGUACAAGAUGGUGGCCAUGAACUGAAGGAGAAGGAGGUGGGUGAUGAUCUAGACUCUCAGUUCCAACAACAGUCAUGGCCGUUUUCACAAAAUGCAAAAGGAAUCAACCUGGUUCCUUGUUGUUCACAAGAAGUGUUCUCUGCUCACCUCCUAUCCAAGACAAGAGGAAGACUUGAACCAUUGUGUGGAGCAAUGGGAAGAUACUUGUGUGUAGAAGCUGGUUUAAGAAGCGCAGGCCACGAGGUUGUUGAGCUCCUGGUUCAAGACAUACAAGCGGAAGACCAACCAUUGUGUGGAGCAAUGGGAAGGUUCUUGUGUGUAGAAGCCGGUUUAAGAAGCGCAGGCCACGAGGUUGUUGAGCUCCUGGUUCAAGACACACAAGAAGAAGAAGGUCACCACCUAAGCCAUGAGGAAGGCCGGUGAUCUGAGGGUACUUGAAGCUAAAGGCAAAAGGGUGGAUCAGUGAUUUAAGCGCAGCUGUUAGGGUGAUGUGCUCCUGGUCUUGAAGUUCAUUGAGGCUCAUUUCAAGCUUGGAUCUCACCUAUUCUCGGUCUCAAGCUUGCGGUGCUAAAUAUUCAAAUGAGCAACCUGAAGAGCUAAAGUUCAAGACCUGUUUCCUCCUUAUCAUUACAAUAGAAUGAUAAAAUGAAGCCUGUUGCCAACAUUCUGUGGGAAGUCCACAGCCUGCUCCAAAGAGGGUAGAGAGGAUGUUGUGACAAUGGAGAGAUGACUUGUUGUUCUGUCCAUGGUGGUUCAGUCACCAUAGCCUACACAUCAGAUGAGUGUAGAGAGGACAGUUGACAUACAAAGAAGAGCAUCACCAGGAGGGUGAGGCAAUUUAAACCAAGACCAUCUGGUCACGCAUGGUAAAGACAGCUCUAGGAGGGAGAGGCUUAUGGAGCCAUUGCCUCACGGAUGCUCCAAAGCUCUCCAAGGCUGCCGGUUCAAAUGAAAGCUCAGCAGAUGGUGAAUCCGGUUCCAAAUCCGUAUCUGAGGAGAAGUGGGAACAAGAAGACCUCAAGGUCUUAUCCAUUCUCCAUAGCUCAAUGUCUCCAUCCAUCCUUGAAGCAUACUCAUACUGUGAGAGUGCUAAAGACCUUUGGAGUACACUUAACAAGAUAUAUGGGUACAUCUCCAACCUCUGUCGAGUAUUUGAGAUCAAGAAGUUCAUCAACAUCCUAUCCCAAGAAGAUGAGGAGUUCACUGUGCAUCUAGGCAAGUUCAGAGCCCUUUGGUCUGAGCUAGAGAUGCUUAGACCCCAAUCUGUUGAUCCGGAGGUGUUGAUUGAAAGAAGGGAGCAAGACAAGGUGUUUUGCCUAUUACUCGCCCUUAGCCCUGCCUACAGCGCCUUGAUUCAACAUAUCUUGAGGUCUGAGAAGCUCCCAACACUUGAAGAAGUGUGUUCCCACGUCCAAUAGGAACAAUCGGUGUGAACAUUGCAAGAGGGAUGGGCACACCAAGGAGAGGUGUUGGAUAUUGAAUCCAAGCCUCAAACCUGCCAAGUUCAAGUGAACCGUGCCCAUGGAGGUUCAAGAGAUCAGCUCGGAUCUCUUGUUUGUAAGCAAACCUCCUAACCCUUA